Molecule: messenger RNA, 4487 nt
Organism: Oryza sativa Japonica Group (Japanese rice)
Lineage: Eukaryota; Viridiplantae; Streptophyta; Magnoliopsida; Poales; Poaceae
Source: RefSeq, a predicted model, not a curated record
UGGGGCACACAGACGAACACAUCGCGGGGGAUUAACCAGGCCACUCGUUCGCUCGCUCCCAGGAGCUCCUCCACUCCUCGAUUCCCGAAUCUUCCCGCCGAAGGAAUGUGCUGGUGUGCGCCUAUCGCCACCGCGCCCGUCGCCGGCGGCCGGUUCCCUCCGCCCUCUCUCCGCUGCCGCCGUCGUCGAGGGAGAUCGGUCCGCGCGGACGCCUCCCCGGAGCCCGUCGACACGCAGCGGAAGAAGGUCGCCGUCGCCGGGGCCGGCUGGGCAGGCCUCGCCGCCGCGCAUCACCUCGUCAAACAGGGAUACGAGGUCACGCUUCUGGGGGCCGAGAGCGGCCCAACCGAGGAGAUUGGUCUCAGAGGGUUUUGGUACCCAUACCGUAACAUUUUCUCGUUGGUGGAUGAGCUCGGGAUCUCGCCUUUCACAGGGUGGACUAAAGCUGCAUACUACUCUUCACAAGGGCUUGCAGUGGAAUUUCCCAUUUUUCAUGACCAGCCCCGAUUACCAGCUCCCUUUGGAAUGUUAACAUAUCCAGAAUUCCCAAGUCUUCCUUUAAUUGAUAGGUUGACAUCGAUUCCUGUCAUGGCUGCAGUCAUUGACUUCAACAACACAGACACUGCUUGGAUGAAAUAUGAUGCAAUGAGUGCAAGAGAUCUGUUUAAGAUGUUCGGUUGCUCUCAAAAACUCUACAAGGAAAUUUUUCAACCAGCAAUUCAGGCCGCCCUGUUUGCUCCAGGUGAGCAAUGCAGUGCAGCUGCAACACUGGGGAUGUUGUAUUACUAUAUGCUCUCUCAUCAGGAAAACUCUGAUUUUUUGUUGUGCCGUGGGGAAGUGGAAGACAUAAUUUUCUCUCCUUGGUUGAAAUCACUGGAACUGCAAGGCUUAAAAUUCCAUGGAAACAGAGUGCCAACAAGUUUGGCCAUAAAUAAGGACACUGCAUGUAUCUCUGGAAUUGUCUGUGGAGAGGAGGUACAUGAGGCAGAUGCAUUUGUUUUGGCUAAUGGACUCUCUUCGCUACAAUAUAUCAUCAAGAACAGUCCGUUUCUACAGUCUCGGCAAGAAUUUGUUAAUCUUCUUCAUCUGUCCACGAUUGAUGUGGUCUCUAUAAAGUUAUGGUUUGAUAAGAAGAUCACAAUUCCAAAGGUUGCCAAUGUUUGUUCUGGUUUUGAUGAUCCAUCUAGGUGGACAUUCUUUGACCUUACUUCAAUAUAUGAUGAUUAUGCUGACAAAUCAACAACAAUUGUGGAGGCUGAAUUUUACAAUGCUAGCCAUUUGCUGCCACUGAAUGAUGAGCAGAUCGUUUCUGAGGCUUCAUCACACCUUAUCAAAUGCAUACAGGAUUUUGAGGAGGCUACCGUGAUCCAACAAUUGGUCAGAAGAUCUCCUAAAUCUACAAUGCACUUCCUUCCAGGUUCUUACAAGUACACAGUGCGAGGAUCAACUACCUUACCAAAUUUGUUUAUUGCUGGUGAUUGGAUAGUGAACCGACAUGGGUCCUUUUCAAAGGAAAAGGCAUAUGUGACUGGACUCGAAGCUGCUAAUAGGGUGGUGGACUAUUUUGGUGAUGGCGACUUUGCGAAAAUAAUUGCAGUUGAAGAAGACGAGCCUCAUAUAGAGACAGCACGGAAUCUCAAUAGAAGAGCCAACGAAUUAAAGACUCAGAUUCCUUUCUCGGAGUUCUUUCUCUAAUCACAUAACUGGGAGCUUUUCAGUAUGACCAUGAGAUUUAUGCUCUACAACUCAUUCAGAAAAAAGACCUUUGUCAUUGACGCUUCAACUGAAUUAAGUUAGCAAUAAUUAAAAAAGUAGAAAAGAAGGUAUAUCCAGUCUUCUGGAGUUGCGGUAGCAUAUACUCGAACAUGUCUAUACAAAUUUAUUCACAAAGAGACCAGAGAGUUUCCUCAGAACGGAAUCAACAGUGGGCCGGAGUAAUGUGACGAGCCAAGCCGGCCCAGAAGAUAUUCCGGCUUACAAAACUCAGAGCGGAAUCAACUAUGGGCUGGAGGUAAUGACCUGGUAAGUCUAUCUUGACUCAAAAAGACGUUUUAUUAACAUGGUGGCAUGUGCUUUCACGGCUUCUGGCCUCAGCAAGCGGUGACGCGCGCUCUGGCAAUCGCUAACACCCGGAGCCGCCUCGCCCGCCGCCCGCCGGUGGCGCCCCGCGUCGAUCGGCUAGGGGCGAGGGGCUCAGCUGAUGUCUACGCUACGCGAGAGAGCGGGCGGAUGCCACCUCUUCCACUACUAAUCUCUUUCAGCGGCGCGUGGCCUGAGCAGGGAGAGUAGCAGACGCAGCAGCGCCAACCUGCCCCGUGACGGGCACCGCGCACCAUUUCGGACCGAUAUGCCGUGACGGGACGCCGCAUUGCGCUUCUGAUAAAGCAUCCGGAGAGUCAAACUCGAUUCGGAAGUUCAGUGUACUUCGUCGCCCACACGGAUGGGUUGGGGGCAUGAAUCCGAAGUGAGAUCAUUUCCAUGGGAAAAGAGGCCAAAAAGAUAAACUAAGGAAAUAGUCCAUUCAUGUGUUUCUCUCCAAUAUACGUCAUAAAACCUUUUUUUCUUCUCUUUACGGAUAUCAAUAUACAAAAGUUCCUUUGAAGGCUAGCAUAUGUGUGGUGUUUGCAGUCCAAGGUAAGAAAGUACAGUAAUAAGUACCCUUGGUGACCGACCGGUACAGUUCUUCAGUUAUCAAUUCUUCUCAGAUUAAACAGCUGUGGUUGUAUAUAACAAGUAAACUGGUUUUCAGAAUUGCAGCACUAGAGUGGUGUGAAGGCCUGAAUGGGUUCAUCAUGAUUCUUGAUGCAAACUCAGUCUAGGUCUUUCUUUGUCCUUAAUUAAUAUAUAUUUGUGAAGACCUAACUUCGAGUCCAGAAAACAAAAGGAGCUUUUCGUUGUUUCUUUUGAAGCCUAGUAACAAAAACGAAGGAACACUGUGUUAAACCAAAACUAAAAAGGAAGAAUAUGUGAACCUUUUGUAUGCCGGUAAGGCCGUAUGGAAUUUCAACUGCACUCGUUUUCAAAUUAAUAGAUGUGGUUGACUAAGUAGAAAAAAGAAAUACUAGUAUGCUGAUGCAAGCUAGUGUGAUCCAGGGGUUCGUUUUGUUUCUUGACACACGCUUGAGUCUUAUUCUUUAUUACCCCAAAGCACCUUCCUAAUCCUACCUAUUACUUUGGUUAACUUUAGAAGACACUGACUCUACCAACUAACAUGUAAGCAAACACUAGUUGCAUAACCGUUGGUUGAGAAGAGUAGACGAGAAGGGACCCAGUCUAGUAGUAUUCCUCUAGAAGAUUAGGUUGCUGUAGCCAUGACUGUGAGUUGUGACUAGGUUUUUUCAGUGGGCAAGGCAACACCCUACACAUGAAGCCUUGAAGAGUUGGUGUAUAUAUAUCAGAUGACCCUGUUGAGCCUGAACUUACAAUUUAGAAAGAACAAGGAAGACAGCAGGUGACACCUUUGCGGACACACCAAAACUGCCGGCCAUAGCCCAUAUUCCCACAAGAAGAUGGCGAUCCCGGUUUACAGCAUCACAAGGGCAGAGAUCGAGGAGUUCUGGAGGAGAAAGGAGAUGGAAGAAGAGGAGCAGCGCCUCACCGCCGAGAAGGAAGCUGCAAGAAUCAAAGCCAAGACACUUAUGGUCAGUUCUUCUUCUUAUUGAUCAAUCGUAAUUUGUUGUAUUACCAAUCACUAUCUCGUCCUCUGAUCUCCUUUACCAGCUCAGGUUCAGUAUGGUUCUUAGUCAAAAAAAAGUUCAGUAUGGUAUUUAGCAUAGCAGAUAAAUCGACGCAUGUAAGGCAAUAAAAAUCUGCGAUGCAGAUACAGGCCAAAUUAUCCUACCAUGAAUUUGGAGUUCAAAAAUACUGUGACUUGUGGUGUCUGAAUUGUUUGAAAAGCAGAUUGAAGAUUAUGCGAUCUUCGAGCAAAUGAUAAGGGAGAUUCUUGAGGAGGGUAUCAAAGGUGACAGCGCAAGGGCGGAGAGAGACAUCACCACGAACGGCGCCGCUGCCACCAAGAGCACUGAGGGAAGGAUUGGCAUCAAAGAUUGGUGGAGAAAAAGCACUUAUGCUUAUCUGAAUGAACCAGCAAUGACAUCCACGGAUGAGAACGGCAGAAGGAAGCACGCCAUCAAAUACAUCCCACAGGAGAGAUGCAUGAACUUCUUCUCAUCGAUUCCAAGUCAACAUAAUACUACUACUUUUGCAAUCUUCUAAAUGGGCAAGCCAAUGAUAAGCUGAGGCAUAUUGGCAAAUUAGAAAAUAUGCAAGUGGUAUAUGCAUCAGCAAUGCUAUGGGUGGAAUAAACUACAUUGUUUUUAAGUGUAUAAGUAUGUCCAAACUGAAUGGUACUUUAAAGUUAAUCAUUUUGUAACCUUGUUGCCUUGCGUGGUAUAGAAAGCAGGCCAUUUUAACUUAUUAUUCAUUGUAAAAAAAACAAUUUUAGUUGGUGCUUGCAAUGAUAUAUCAGAAGCUAUUGCCAACACUUC